UAAUAUUACUUCUCAUAAUUUUUAACGUUAUUAAUAAAUCAAAUAUUUUUGAAAAUGAACAUUGAAUUAUUAAUCUUGAUAAUUUUAACUAAAAGUAUUUUUUUUGGAGUUGGAAUUGUUGAUUGUCGAGUAGAUUCAAAAGAGUAUAAAUCAUAUUUCAUACAAGUAACGCAUAAUUUACGUUUUCAAUUAACAAUGAUGAACCUAGAACACUUAUCAGUGAAGGUUGAAAACGAUAAAAUUAUUAGCAUAGAAGAAGUUCUAAAUUAUAACUUGGUAUAUCUAAAUGAAUUAUCACAAACAUAUUAUAUUAUAGUUGAUUUAAUUAACUAUUUAUUUGUUGAAGUUCUACAAAUAUUUACUGAACACUUAAAAAUCAUUUUAGAUGAUUGUAAAUGUUUUUUUGAAAUAAAUUCAUUUGAAAAUGCAAUCUACUGUACAGUAAUACUUUUAAAUGCAGCUAAAAAUUCAAAUAUGAUGUUUGAAUAUUUAUACAAAUCUAUAACAUUUAUUGAUUAUUUAGAUGUAAAAUCAGCAUUGAAAAAAACAUUUAUUCAUCCAAAACUGGUAGUAGAAGAAAUUUAUACAGUUAAACACUAUACAUUUUUAAUGGAAGUAUCAGAUAUGCAUAAUUAUGUAAAUAAUGAAGGAAGCAUUAAAAUAGAAGAAGCUAAAGAAGACUACUAUAAAAUAAUGAAUUUCGCGAAUAAAGUAGUAUCAAUAACACAUGAUUUUUUUAAAAACAAUGUUAGUAUUAUAAAUAAUACAAUGAUGUUUAAUUUACGAGAAAAUUACUAUUAUGAAUACACAAAUAAUAAGUAUGACAUAAAUUUUAUUGAUUUUAUCAAUAAAAAUUUAAAUGAUUACUGUAAAAAAACCAUUAACAAUUAUUAUUCAAAAAUUGGGUUCCAUCAGUUACUUAACCCUAAUACACCUGAGCUCUCACCCCCUCAAAACAUUGGUUUUCCUCAAUAUAAAAUAAUUAAAAAUCUAAAUAUUUUGUUUCGUGAAGGAAAUUGGAAUCUAUUGAAUCAUAUAAGAAUAAUAAUUGAUGAUGAAUUAAUAACUACUAAUCGAAUAAUUAGAGACACUGUGGAUGACUUUAAUUUUAAUUUAAAAAAAAAAUACUUUACACAGCUGUUAAGGUGUAGAUAUACUGAAGUAUUAAGAAAUUAUAAUACAUAUAUGUCUGCUGUAAUUCAAACGUGCAAACGUGAAAAACGUAAUGCAAAUUUAAAUAACUAUAAAGAUUGUAUUAUUUAAUUUUUGGACGCGGUUAAAAAUUCAAAAGAAAUGUUUAAAUAUAUGUUGUUAGCUUUAGAUAAAUUAAAAUCUGCAUUUAUUUGGGAAAUUAUGUAUCAUUCAGAUGCAUGUUUAAUUCAAAUUUAUAAUUUAUUAAAUAAUUUUUUUCCUAAAAUUGAUCAGCUUAAUUUAACAAAAAAUGAUUUUGUCAAUCUAUCUGAUAAUGAUGUAAAAGUAAGAGCCAAUACAUUCUUAUUCGAUUUUGAAUAUGCACGAAGGAAAUUUAAUGAUGUUCUUAGGGACAAACACAAUUAUUUCAUGAAACGUUGCUUGCUUGAAGGUGAUGUUUUAGAUGAAAGUACAUUAAUAAAUUCUUGGGAAAUUAUACUUUCUUCAAUGAAUUCUAACAAUACUUUCGUAAAUCCAAUUGUUUUGUAUCAAAUUGCUUUGGAUCAAUUUAUAAUGUUUCAUAAUGUUACUAUUACGAGUGAAUACUAUUUUCUAGGUUUCAAUAAAAUAAUUAAUCAUCAAUAAUGUAAAUCUUGCAUUUUAUUUUAUUUUAAAUAAUUAAAUUUGAUAUAUAAUUAUAUCGUAUAUGUAUAAUAUAAUAAAUAUAUA
Daktulosphaira vitifoliae (grape phylloxera) is the source of this 1860-nucleotide messenger RNA. RefSeq lists its product as uncharacterized. The transcript has 2 exons. NCBI's taxonomy places the organism in Eukaryota, Metazoa, Arthropoda, Insecta, Hemiptera, Phylloxeridae. The record is from RefSeq and is a predicted model, not a curated record. Bases 55 to 1263 code for a protein of 402 amino acids.